AAUCACAAGACGAAGCUAAAAUCCCUCUUCAGAUCCACAGUCAACUGCCCUGACCACAUCCUGCAAAAAAUCCAGAGGAAGAAGAGCCAUGGAUUACUACAGAAAAUAUGCAGCUGUCAUUCUGGCCACAUUGUCUGUGUUUCUGCAAAUUCUCCAUUCCUUUCCUGAUGGAGAGUUUACAAUGCAGGGCUGCCCAGAAUGCAAGCUAAAGGAAAACAAAUACUUCUCCAAGCUGGGUGCCCCAAUCUAUCAGUGCAUGGGCUGCUGCUUCUCCAGAGCAUACCCCACUCCAGCGAGGUCCAAGAAGACAAUGUUGGUCCCAAAGAACAUCACCUCAGAAGCCACAUGCUGUGUGGCCAAAGCAUUUACCAAGGCUACAGUCAUGGGAAAUGCCAGAGUGGAGAAUCACACUGAGUGCCACUGCAGUACUUGUUAUUAUCACAAAUCUUAAAUAUUUUGCAAAGGGCCAUGUUGAUGACUGCUGAUUUCCUGGAAUGGAAAAUUAAUUUGUUCAGUGUUUAUGACUUUGCAAGAUAAAACCCUCCUUUUCCUUACCAUACCAUUUUUUAC
Messenger RNA from Eubalaena glacialis (North Atlantic right whale), 570 nucleotides. It is a transcript of the gene CGA, whose product is annotated as glycoprotein hormones, alpha polypeptide. Lineage: Eukaryota; Metazoa; Chordata; Mammalia; Artiodactyla; Balaenidae. The transcript has 4 exons. Gene Ontology annotation, biological process: positive regulation of steroid biosynthetic process; thyroid hormone generation. The record is from RefSeq and is a predicted model, not a curated record. Gene Ontology annotation, cellular component: extracellular region; follicle-stimulating hormone complex. Gene Ontology annotation, molecular function: follicle-stimulating hormone activity. The coding region runs from base 89 to 451 and encodes 120 amino acids.